ACCCCGCCGCCGGAAUGCUCCUCCGCUCCCUCCUCCGCCGCGGCUCCGCCGCCGCCACGGCGGUCGGCGGCGUGGGCACCCGCGCCACGGCCGCCCGAGUAGCCGAUCCGCCCGCGGCGCUAGCGUCGCUCCUCCUCGCGUCCCGGUCGUACGCGAAGGCCAAGGGCGGGGGGAAGCCGGCGGGGGCCGCGACGAACCGCGGGAAGGUCCGGGCCAAGGACCCGCGCGGGGUGGCGUCCGACGAGGGCGCGGCGGGGGACUUCGAGGGCGGCGGCGCGGGGGCCGACGACCUUGAUGUGGAGUUCGAGCUGCCCACAGACCCGCUGCCCCCGACCUACGACCCCGCGCUCGACGUCGGGCCCGGCGGCCGCCCGCUUUUCGCCUUCACCGACACCUUCGCGUCGUUCUCCCACCGCAACGCCAAUGCCUACGUCGAUUUCACUUUGGAUGAAUGGAAAGCUAUGUUACCAGAGGGAUUGCCAGCCGGGAUGAUGAAGGAGUUUCAGGAGACGAGACGGUGCGCUGUGAUGGUGAGGGAGAGCUUCCUAGACCUACGGGAUAACUUCCGAAGGAUUGUUGAUCCAGCUAUUGCAGCCAAACGCAAAGAUGCCAAAAGACAAAUUGUAUUAGAUGGUCCUCGGAGCUGUGGUAAAAGCAUUGCACUUGCAAUGCUUGUCCACUGGGCGCGCACUGAAGGAUGGUUAGUUUUUUAUGUUCCACAAGGGAAGGAUUGGACGCAUGGAGGAUUCUUCUAUAGAAACACAUACAAUGAUCUCUUUGAUACUCCAAUACAGGCUGCAAAGAUCUUACAGGAUUUCUUGAAGUACAACGAAACCCGCUUGCAGCAGUUACCAUGUCAAAUUUUUGAGCCUAUUCCCCUGGGGGAAGGUGCUGGUGUUGGAAUGAUGAAGGGGGCUGACACAAUGGAAAUGCCUGAAGGUUCAACAUUGUAUGAUCUCAUUCAAACUGGGAUAACCCAGUCACAUGCUGCAGUUGGUGUUGUAGUUCAUUUAAGGAAGGAAUUGUCACUUGUUAAAGAUGUGCCCGUAUUGUUUGCCAUUGAUCAGUAUAAUAGUUGGUUUACAUUCAGUGAGUUCCAGGAACCGGUGACUGUUAGAUCAUGUCGGCCAAUUCAUGCAAAAGAGCUUACAAUGGUCAAUGCUUAUAGGCCAAUGCUACGCAAUGAUAUGAUGGUAGGAGCCUUUUCGCAUUCAACUGCAGUUGGAAAACUACGACAGGAUCUCCCAGAUGUUCCAUCAGACGCUCGUGUGAUGUUUCCACGGUACACAGUAGAUGAAGCUGAGACGGUUUGCCACUAUUAUAUGAGGCAAAAGAUCAUUCGGCGUGAAAAUUUUUCAGAAGAGAAGUGGAAAAAGAUAUAUUAUUUGUCAAAUGGAAACGGCUCAGAGAUGAGAUGGCUUGCUGCCUUUAUAUGAGUUCUCAUACCUGGAUUUCAUCAGUUUUAAUGGCUGCAGCAGGCCGUGCGGGUUUUAAUCUGAAGCGAUCCAUUGUUGUAUAAGCUGCAGUACGUCUUAUAAACACCAAGGAGCAAAGUUGCUACCUAAUGACAUUUCUAUAGUUUUUUCCCCAGUAACUGAAGUGCGAGCAUUUUUGGCAGCAGCAUAAAAAUUUCACCCGUGUGCCUGACGACUUUGAUUUGUACUGGGUAGGAAUUUAGGAUUCAAACAAGUCAGAACUCUGUGUGCUGCAGUGCUGCCCAUUUGUAUUUGAUGAAUUUUGAGGUGCCUUUCGGUGAUGCAGAAUACAAAUAAGAACAGACUGCUCUUAA
Oryza brachyantha (malo sina) is the source of this 1789-nucleotide messenger RNA. RefSeq lists its product as uncharacterized. The record is from RefSeq and is a predicted model, not a curated record. Gene Ontology annotation, molecular function: structural constituent of ribosome. NCBI's taxonomy places the organism in Eukaryota, Viridiplantae, Streptophyta, Magnoliopsida, Poales, Poaceae. Bases 15 to 1436 code for a protein of 473 amino acids. Gene Ontology annotation, cellular component: mitochondrial small ribosomal subunit. The transcript is spliced from 8 exons.